AGAAAUACCAGAGAGCAGUGGCCAACAGCCUGCUCUGCUGUUCCUGCGAAGUGGAACUGCAACCGCCACCACGGGCCCCACCGCGGCAAAUCGCCACCGACCCAGAGAAUGGAGACUGGAGCCGUCUCCUCCUGUCCUCCCGAGACCCGACUCAACUUUUUCUCUGCACGCCACUGCCAAUUCCCCGCCAGCAGCAGAAAUCACACUCCGCUUCAUCUUCCGCUGGAUCCCUAGUCUACGCCGGCCUAACGCCUUGGGACCUCCGCUGCUGUUCUCUCGCCGGUCAUUUUUGGUUCAGGGGCUGAUCGCUUGAUCGGAUCGGUGUCGCAGCCCUAUACAUCAUACAUGACGACGCCCGGCUCCUGUCCUGCGACAACCGCCGCCACCCACCCUCCCAUGUGCGCCGCUAGCGCCGCAGGUAGGUCCCCUCCCAAUCUUCCUCUCUUGAGCCGCUUGUGCGUUUCGCUCCUUCUUGGGCGGCAGACCCCAAAAAUGUCCCAAUUCUACUUUCGGGCAGGUGGAUCGCAAAAAAUGGUGCGUCCGCGACUAGUGCUCUUCGGGGACUCCAUCACCGAGCAGUCCUUCCGCCCCGGUGGCUGGGGUGCCGCACUGGCUGAUACCUACUCGCGCAAGGCUGAUGUAGUUGUCAGAGGCUAUGGUGGAUACAACACAAGAUGGGCUCUUUUCUUAGUACAUCACAUCUUUCCGCUGGAUGGUUUAGCACCCCCUCUUGCAACCACUAUUUUCUUUGGAGCAAAUGACGCAGCCCUGUUAGGAAGAACUGGCGAGCGACAACAUGUUCCAGUUUCAGAAUAUAAAAAUAAUCUCAAAAUGAUUGUUAAUCAUUUGAAGGAUUGUUCUAAUUCCAUGGUUAUUGUGCUUAUUACGCCACCUCCAAUUGAUGAAGAAGGAAGAGAAAGAUUUGCACGGUCACUUUAUGGACAGAAUGCGAGGAAGCUACCUGAAAGGACAAAUGAAAUGGCUGGGGUCUAUGCUGGUUAUUGCGUCGAACUAGCUAGAGAAAUGUGUAUACCCUGUGUUAAUAUCUGGUCAAAGAUGCAGGAGACAGAAGGAUGGCAGAAACUUUACCUAAGACACCUAGCCAGAACCUGGUACCAUGGUGAAAUGAUUCUGUUCUGAUCCUGCAGUGACGUUUUGAUCCUGCAGUGACGGUCUGCAUCUGACACAGGAAGGAAACGCAGUUGUCCACAAGGAGGUUGUCGAAGCAUUGAGAAAUGCUGGUUUCAAAGCUGAACAGAUGCCGUACGACUUUCCUCAUCACUCCAAAAUAGAUGGCAGUUGUCCAGAAAAGGCCUUCCAAUGAAAUGAUUUCGAGUUGUGUGAUGUUUUGGAGUUUUGGAUCCUGCAUUGAAGAUUACGAUAACGUCCAAUGACAUGAGCUUGAGCUGUUACAUUUUGGGAGUUUGAAAUCUUGCGUAUAUUUUGGAGUUUGAGAUCCUGCAUUGAAGAUUGUAAUUUCCUCCGUGCAAAAUUAAGGACCUAGGCUUCUCCAAGAUGCUGGUGUUGCUUCUUCUACACUUACAUUUUCUGGAUUAAGACAUGUUAGCUUCCAUUUCUCGUUAUUGUGGUGGAUGGUUUGGAUAUUGAACGAAUUGAAUAUUCGGAUAUCAUGGUGUUCUGAAGAUACCGGAUACA
This is a messenger RNA of Zea mays, 1656 nucleotides long. RefSeq lists its product as uncharacterized. NCBI's taxonomy places the organism in Eukaryota, Viridiplantae, Streptophyta, Magnoliopsida, Poales, Poaceae. The transcript has 6 exons. Gene Ontology annotation, molecular function: hydrolase activity, acting on ester bonds. The coding region runs from base 346 to 1140 and encodes 264 amino acids. The record is from RefSeq and is a predicted model, not a curated record.